AGUAUCUCAGUGCCUGGCUAAUGCUCACACGCACCACACAUAUACACACACACACACACACACACACAUAGACAGAUGGACGUGGGUGCUCAGCGGGGCCUGUGUUGACGUGAUCGUGUGUGGUGGUGGUGGUGGUGGUGGCAGUGAUCGAUUUUUGGUGCAGUGUUGUAAAUUAAUUUCUACAGUCCAGUGCUUUGUGUUUUUCUUAGUGAUUAUGAAAAUUUAUGCGAGUUUUUUGACUUAGUGUGUGAUUUGCGGUGUUUUCUCCAUCCUAGUUUGAGCUUCAAGAGAGGAAAACGAGGAAGGAGGCAGAAGAGGAGACCAACAAAUUCCCGAGUACCACACAAGAAACCCUCCAUAACUCCUGCCAUAAGGACAGAGCGAGAAAGAGAGACACAGAGGAAGAGAGCGGUGGUGCCCUCGGAGGAAGGAGAAGGGAGGAGGAAGAGAACAACUAUUUCCAAGUACUAUACAAGGAACACCUUCUUCCACGAGUCCUGCCAUACAAGAUAGAGUGAGGAAGAGAAACACAGAGUAAGAGAGAGGGCCCCUGGAGUGGAGUCCUGGGAGCAGCCCCACCCCAGGACACAGCAGCCAUGGGGAACGCCUGUCAUGGCAAGGCAAAGAGCAAAGACGACCAUGACCUCCCUCCACCAAACAUCAUUACAUUGUUUGGCCUUGAUGGGGACCCGACAGACCAAAAGGAAUCCUCGGCUGUGAUACAAUGGGAGAAGCGGCAGAAGGAGUUGAACCAGGAAGUGAUGGAGAAAAUGAGGGAGGAGUUUCACAAUCGCCCCGACAACUUCAUCCUCAACCUCCUCAUUGCCUCCGUUCAGUUCUACUCCAAUUAUAACAAAGAGAAAGCAGAGAUCAGAAACCACAUAAGAGAUAGAGAAAUGGCGUUUGACCACAAGCUAGAGGCGUCAAAGAGGAAGGUGCUGUACAUGGGAGGGCAUGAGGAGAUCUCUGGCACCCACGUGUUGUACCAGCCCAGGGAACACCCAUAUAUGGAGGUGCCAACCCCACUACAGUUCUUCCUUGUGCACGACAACAUUGACCUCUACCCAGAGAGGCAGUACGAGGAGCUGCAGGAGCGACAGUACACAGACCUAGAUGGGCCAGGGUACAGGUUCUGCACUGAGUACUCCAACAGACACCCAGGGUAUGUGCGGCUGCGGUGUGUGGACAUCAUCCCUGGCGUCACACGUAGCAACACCUACGAAGAUAUCUACGGGUUCCUCAAGCCUGUGGAUGAGUCAGAGUGGGACCCUGUGGUGGACCCCCGCCCACUGCGCCGCCCUUCCCUCACAUCCCAGAUCCCCAAUGGCCAGCUGCCUAACAGUGCCCUGCCAAAUGGACGCCACUCCCUCUACUCAGACUUUGAGGAGAGCGAUAAUGAGGAGGCACAUCACAGGUCUCCCUCGACAAGCCCUAGGAGUCCAGCGAACAACCCAAUGCCAGCACAACUCAAGGCACGGAGGCCGAGUGGGUUGCUGCCACAUAGCUACCCAGAUAGCAGUCAGCUCAGCCAGCUCAUUACUGCCAUGAGAUCCAUGGCAAAUGGUGAGAACAACAGCCUUCCCAAUGGUGAUGUGGGUCAUGCAGCACCUCGCAGCCGCAGUCUCUCGGAGCGCAGGCCAAGUGGAGUGUUCCCUCGUGUGGGGCCGGAGAUGAGGCGCCUCAGACUUACCUCAGCGCAGACUGACACCACCGACUCCAAGGCACUCUUGGCCCGGAGACUCACAAGUGUCGAGGAGGAGGAAGAAGAUGAGGAGGAGGAAGAAGAAAUCAGGGAGGAUGGAGAUGACUCGUGUUCAAGUAGUAAUACAGGACCAGCUGGCCUAGAACCCGGUGAGGCCCUGGAGGAAGUGGAGGAUGAGGAGGUAGUGGUGAGUAGCACAGAUCAACAGGGGAAGCAGGAGACAAUCCUACACGCACGCCUCAAUGAAGGAUGCUUCAUCAACCGCAACAUCAAGAUGAAGGACCCCUCGGAUGCCUAUGGAAUCUCCACCAAGACAGAGCGCAGGACAUACUUCUCCUCUGAGCGCCACAUGGAGUGCUUCGAGGAUGACUUUGAGGACGUGGCCAAGGUGCUGGGCAAGGAACACCUCCUCGACACCUCUCAGCGGCAAGGACCGGCAGUGUUGGCUAACGAACUCAUGAUUGAAGAGAUUGGCCCUAAGUUUCACGUGGAGUUCAUCCCAACUCUGCUGCUGAAGGAGUGGCCGCAGUGUGCCUUUGAGUGGCCCUUGAGGGAACGGAGAGGAAUACUGGAUCCCGAGGCAAAGGUUAUGUACAAGUGGCCAAAGGAUAUCAAUAUACAGGAGGCAAUGCAAGUUGGGUGUAACUUGGUCCCCAUCGGCCACUACAACCCCAAGGAGCCGAAUAGAGUCAUGAAGAUUGAGUGGCAGAUACAGUUCAUCAAGGCUGAGCAGAUCCUCCUUCGCAGCCUGGGCCACGUGCAGAUGCGGCUGCUCCUGUGGGUGGAGUACCUGCUGAGGGACCACCUGGAGGACGUCCCCUGCCUGCAGAACCAACACCUGCGCUAUAUUCUCUUCUGGAUGUGCGAGAAGGACUUCAGGGACUGGCAGGAACCUCGACUAGGCAUAAAACUCAAGACCUACCUCAAAAUUCUAUACAAAAGCCUAUCGACAGAGUCCCUGCCACACUACUUUGUCAUGUCGUGCAAUAUGAUGAAGAGCAUUCCUGAGAAGUACAUCCGGCAAGCUCAGUUGACAGUCAAGAGAAUCAAGGAGAACCUGCCGAUCUACGUAAUGCACACCAUGAGUAGAAUGCGCAUGGCUUCAGACUUCUACCCUCGUCUCAAUAUCCGUAAGCUCUUCAGACUGGUGACUAUGGAGAGUUUUGGCCUAGAGCACAUCAACCCUACACUCCUUCAACUGGCUGCAGAGGACAACAAUACAGAGGAGAAUGACAAUGCCCUACGCAGUGACUCGGAGGAAGACGAUGGUGAUGCUGAGGAAAAGAGGAAGCUUCAUGAGAUACGGCGGAAGCGGAAGGAGCAGGUGGAGGCACAAAUGGCAAAGAGGAACAGCAUCAAUAACACAAAGAAGCGACCGUCCACCAUCCGCCUGGACUCCAAGGUGCAGCGCGUCAAGGACCUCAGAGCCGGGCCUGUCCUGAGACUCUUUGCCCGGCACUUCUUGGCCAUGGCACGAGCCUCAAACCGCAACCGAGCCUACCCCCAGGCCUACAUGUACCUGCUCCUCACCGGCAACAUGGCCACUUUGCUCGAUGAAACUGGGAACAAUGAGGAUGCUGUUUUGCUGCGCCGACAAGUGGAGCAACUUAAUGUGGCAUCACGAGGUGGAGUGAGAGACAUGUUAUCAUCGUCAUGGAGCGUCAACGAACAGCAUGACUUGGUGCCCAGUACCACUCCGUCCCGAGGCUCAAACUGGGAGUUCAACAAGCCGCCACCUCAGCCCCCACCAGAACGCAACUCAAUGUUUGGCAUGGACCGCCAGUACACUGCCCCAGCCUUUCAGAACAUUGACUCUAAGAAGCACAGUGAUGUUGCCAGGAUACUCAGCAACACAGACAGUGACUUGGACAUUAUGGAACUACCCUGUGACUCGCCAGCCUCCAGCCUCCCUAGCUCCCCGACCAUCCCACCUGCUGAUCCUGCCCCAUUACCUGAAGAGCUCCCAACACUCUCACCACCCACACAAACUGACUCCCCAACACUCACAACACCUCAACAUUCCAACCCCAUAGGGAGUGAUGUGCCUGACACCCGAACCUCUCCAACUUCCCCAAGCCCUGAACCAAAUUUCCUCAACUUGCGAGAUGAGGACGCUGAUGAUGCUGAUGAUGAAUCCACUGACCUAUAGCUCCAGUGGAAAGUAAAUAGAAGUUAAGUUGGUGUUGUAGAGAAGAUACUGGUGAAUGAACUGCGUGACUGACUGACUUGGGACUGGACUGACUGAUUUACGAGUGGACUGACUGAAUGAGAAACUGGCUGAGGAAUGAAAAUAAAUGAGUGGCUGAUUGUGGAGUGGAGUGACUGACUGGUUGAGUGGUUGAGUGAGAAAUUAAUGACUGAUUAAGUGACUGGCUAAGAAGUAAAAUGACUGGUUGGUAUGACUGACUGACUGGAUGGUUGAAUGAGUGUCUAGUAAUGAAGAAAGCCACCACAGCUUUUAAACACCUAAUUGGCAAGCUGGUUUGACUGUUAAAAAGACUGAAUGAAUGGCUGAGUGAUGGAUUAACUCUGAAUGAAUGGCUGAGUGAUGGAUUAACUGACUGAAUGAUUGACUGAUGGACUGGCUGACUAAAUGGUUGACAAAUGGAUGAGGUGACUGAUUGGCUGACGGGUGCAUUAAUCAAAAUAAAUACUUGACAGAUAGAUUGACUGGCUGAAUAAUUGAUGUUCUAACUAAAUGGCUGACUGACACACUGACUAAAUGGUUGACAGAUGGACUGACAGGAGUGAUGGGUGGAUUAAUGGUUUGUAGUGGUCACCCAUCACAAAUUUUGAGCAAGUGAUGUUUUAAGACUUAUUCACCCAGAGUGAAUGAAUCAGCUGUAAAUACCAUUCCAACAUACAUAUAAAGAGUAUUUAACAAACAUCAUUAUCUUGUGUAUUGGCUCUGUCACUAUUCUUUGUAAAUAUCUAUGUAUGUUAAGUUGUAUCCUCAUUAUUGUGUAAGUUAUUCGUGCAUAUCUCUCAAUAAAUCAUCUUGUCA
Messenger RNA from Scylla paramamosain (green mud crab), 4706 nucleotides. RefSeq lists its product as uncharacterized. The record is from RefSeq and is a predicted model, not a curated record. The transcript is spliced from 12 exons. Lineage: Eukaryota; Metazoa; Arthropoda; Malacostraca; Decapoda; Portunidae. The coding region runs from base 597 to 3851 and encodes 1084 amino acids.